CAUGCUAAUUUGUUAACAUGUGGGCCGUUAAUGGGCCUAAUGUCGGCCCAUUAACAACAAAGCGGGUCUCCUCUCCUCUUCUCGGCUAUACUCCCCACCCCAUUCGUAUCCACCGAGGAAACGCUCGAUCAAACCCUAGAAACCCCCCCGGCGAACUCUACUCCGAUCCCAAUGCGCGCGUCUCUCUCGACCAUUCUCAUCAAAAGAGGCGUCGCGAGGAGAUCGGCGACGACCAUUUUGGCCCAAAAUGUUGUGCGUGGAAGGGGAUUUUGCAAUGAUUCAGCGGGAUCCGGGGCUAGUUCUCCACAUAAUGUGGAAAAAACCCUGGAUUGCGAAGAGUCAGAUAGGAUGAAAGGCAGGCCUGCUCAGUGUGACAUUGCUAUCGUGGGUGGAGGCAUGGUUGGUUUGGCUCUUGCGUGUGCAUUGUCAAGUAAGCAAUUGACUAAACAACUAAGUGUUGCCAUUAUUGAUAAUAACCCUGCGCUGAGAUCAAGAAAUUACUUGAAGAAAGAUAAUAUACCGGAUUCCAGGGUCAGUACAGUUACUCCUGGAACUAUUUCCUUUUUCAAAGAGAUUGGUGCAUGGGAGCACGUUCAACAACAACGACAUGCUUUCUUCGAUAAAAUGCAGGUAUGGGAUUACACUGGUUUGGGUUACACAAGAUAUAAUGCAAGAGAUGUAGGAAAAGAUUAUCUCGGAUGCGUGGUGGAAAAUAAGGUGCUUUGCAAUUCUCUUUUGUUAUCCUUACUGAAAGAAGACUACCAGCCGAUAAUAUACCCUGCUAGAUUGCACUCAAUGACUUUCCAAAGGAAAAGCUCCCCUGAUGGAAUAUCUAUAGAUCAAGAGGACACCAUCAAGCAAAAUUUGUCAGGAAAAGCUUCCUCUGGAAAUAAUACUAUGCAGCAGACACAGCCUAGUAAUUCAGUAAAGUUGGACCUGAGUGAUGGACAGGGUCUUUAUGCCAAGUUGGUGGUCGGAGCUGAUGGCGGUAAGUCUCGUGUCAGGGAGUUAUCAGGGAUAAAAACAACUGGGUGGAAUUAUUCCCAAAGUGCUGUAAUUUGCACAGUGGAGCACACUGCAGAAAACCAUUGUGCAUGGCAAAGGUUUCUCCCUUCAGGUCCUAUCGCACUUCUUCCUAUAGGUGACAAUUAUAGCAAUAUUGUGUGGACAAUGACCCCAGAGGGGGCUUCUCACCAUAAAUCAAUGAGUGAGGAGGAUUUCGUAAAAUCGGUUAACCAUGCAUUGGACUAUGGCUAUGGCCCUCAUCCCCAAUCUGGUUCUCUUGAUCAUUAUGUGGAAAACUUAUUUUCGGGUUCUCGAUUUGGGGCACAGUCUACGAAAGAGGGAUUUGAAGUACCGCCAAAAGUCAUUAAUGUGGUUUCAGAGCGAAUGGCUUUUCCUCUCUCUUUAAUGCAUGCUUAUGACUAUGCAUCGAAAAGGGUGGCGCUUAUUGGUGAUGCAGCACAUACUGUUCAUCCUUUAGCUGGUCAAGGAGUCAAUUUAGGUUUCGGUGAUGCAUCCGAUUUAGCGAAGAUUGUUGCUGAAGGGGUUUUGCUGGGUGCCGACAUUGGAGAGCUUUCCUUACUAAAAAAAUACGAGAAGGAAAGGAAGGCUGCUAAUAUAGCUAUGAUGGCAAUUCUUGAUGGCUUCCAGAAGGCUUACUCAGUUGAUAUCGGACCGGUCAAUCUUUUAAGAGCCGCCGCAUUCCACGGUGCUCAAUAUAUUGCGCCUCUCAAAAGGAACAUAAUUUCAUAUGCAAUGGGUGAGCAAAAAUGGCCACUUGCUUUAUAAACAUUGAAAGGUUAGCAAUUGCGCCUCUCAAAAGUACCUUCGUUCCCUUUAUAUAACUGCAAUUGUGCCUGUACAGUAGGAAGGCCCAUAAUACGAUCUUUUGUUCCUUAAGCAUUUCAUAGUAUAGUAUGACAGUUUAGAGGUACUUGUAUAUGUUCAAAUGUUUGAGAAUUAUGCAACAUUCUGGACUGAGCCGUUUCAAACAGUAUUUCACUUACGCUGUCCA
Messenger RNA from Ananas comosus (pineapple), 2017 nucleotides. RefSeq names its product ubiquinone biosynthesis monooxygenase COQ6, mitochondrial. The coding region runs from base 172 to 1791 and encodes 539 amino acids. Gene Ontology annotation, molecular function: FAD binding; 2-octaprenyl-6-methoxyphenol hydroxylase activity; oxidoreductase activity, acting on paired donors, with incorporation or reduction of molecular oxygen, NAD(P)H as one donor, and incorporation of one atom of oxygen. The transcript is spliced from 10 exons. Gene Ontology annotation, biological process: ubiquinone biosynthetic process; carotene biosynthetic process; xanthophyll biosynthetic process. Lineage: Eukaryota; Viridiplantae; Streptophyta; Magnoliopsida; Poales; Bromeliaceae. The record is from RefSeq and is a predicted model, not a curated record. Gene Ontology annotation, cellular component: mitochondrion.